Molecule: messenger RNA, 864 nt
Organism: Penicillium samsonianum
Lineage: Eukaryota; Fungi; Ascomycota; Eurotiomycetes; Eurotiales; Aspergillaceae
Product: oxidoreductase, short-chain dehydrogenase/reductase family
Exons: 6
Coding region: 1-864 (287 amino acids)
Molecular function (GO): oxidoreductase activity
Source: RefSeq, a predicted model, not a curated record
AUGGAGUCUUCUAGGGGUGAACAUGGCACCUUCAAGCCUGCACCGGCGGCACAGGCUCAGAACAAGCCGGGGUUGGAGAGCAUAAUGAUAGAGCAAAGUGAGUCAACGAAACUGGAGGGCCUCCACGGCUUUUCUGAAUAUGCGGGUUCCGGAAAGCUGAAGGGCAAAAAUGCUCUAAUCACUGGCGGAGAUUCUGGGAUUGGACGAUCAGUUGCUAUUCUGAUGGCCAGAGAGGGUGCGGAUGUUACUAUCGUGUAUUUGCCCUCAGAACAGAUUGACGCAGAGACAACCAAAAAGUCCGUUGAGGAAGAGAAGAGGACUUGCCUUCUUAUUCCAGGUGAUUUGAGAGAUCGCAACGUGUGCCGUCACGCAGUGGAUAAACAUGUGAAGAAAUACGGCACAGUCAAUAUACUUGUCAACAAUGCGUCGAAACAGUACCUAUGUACGGAAUUUGAAAACACCGAUCUGGAUAAGACUGAAGACAUCUUCAGAACCAAUAUAAUCCAGAUUAUUGCGAUGGCGAAGUUUGCUCUUCCUCACAUGGCACGAGGUGAUUCGAUCAUCAAUACUUCUUCUGUUGUGACUUUUCGUGGUUCGGGGACCAUGAUUGAUUAUGCUGCAACAAAAGGAGCUAUCAUUGGUUUUACUAGGUCUCUAGCAACACACUUGAUUCCCAAGGGUAUUCGGGUCAAUGCAAUCGCUCCAGGUGCGAUCUAUACACCAAUUCAAGUCGACACCCGAGAUGCAAAACAGAUGGAAGGAUGGGGUCGCGAGACUGGUCUUGGCCGACCAGGUGAGCCUAGUGAGGUUGCGACAAGUUUCGUCUUCUUGGCUAGUGCGGAUGCUUCUCUAUACUGUGAGUGA